AGCUUGACGUAUUCGGCACUUUUUUUUUAAUAGAUUUUUUUAGAAGUGGCGAUUUUUGGGGGGCACUGACGUAGCUAGCUGCUUACUCGCAAGAAGCCGACGUUCAUUUUGAAUGAGUCAAGACGACGUUGCUGACUUUUUUUUCCGACUUCACUGACGUUUAAUUUUCAUAGUUCAAAUUAAUCCCUCGAGUAACAUUGAGUUAAUGGCGUACUUUCAACCGAUUAGGCCUUGCUAUCCGCUAACUUUGCUCGUCCGAGGGACGCCUCACUGGCCGACUUUAAGUCCCGUGGGUGAUUUUUCAACCGAGCCUCCAUUUUAUCACGCACAGGCUAAUGCAACGCAUCGACGAGAAUCUGACUUGAGGCCCACUUAUCCUGAGUACCACGAGUUUUCAGAAAAUACAAAAAAGUUCUUUUUGCAGAUCGCUCUCUAUAAUUUUGUGGCGGCUCAUCCGAACAUUGCUUUUCGUGACCCCAAGUUAACCGCCUGGCGCUUGAAUUUGCCACCUGAAUACAGACAGCUCAUACAAGAUGAAGAAGAUCUUUUCCAUUUUAUGCAAAGACACCCUGCAAUAGAACUGAUCUUCCAACAGGCUUGUUUGAUGCAAAAGCCGCAAGUAUUAUUGCAAACAUCCCCUAAAGAGUUCAAGGGAAAUUUCACAGAGAAAGUGUGGCCGUGCCCUGCUGGCUGCAUGGCCAACGUUGAAGACGGCUUCCAAACCAUCUACAACAGACCGCGAAUGGAGAGACCAACAUUUCACCUAAGGGAGCGACAACAGGUAUCAGUUCGAGCACAGUCCAGUGCUCGUGGUGUCACGCAGGGUCUGCCUGACUUCUCUCUGGACUUGGAGCAAAGUAGAUGCCAUCAGCAAGGAAAACAUCCACCAUAUAGCCAGAUGUCUGCGGCACCUGACAGAUGGAACAAUUCAGCUGAUGACAUCAAUUUACAGUCUGAAUGGCAGCCGUUCGAAAUUGAGCUCCAGCCAAAGCUCUACGGCUUGAUACGAGAUGAAGUUAAGUCUAGUAAGAAAACUGGUCUGCAAGUUCCACCUAAAGAAGGCCACUUCCAGAUAUCCGCUGAGGGAAAUAAAGAGGAGAUUUCCCCAGAGCACAGUAUCGAAAAUAUGAAAGGUGACUCAAGGCAUGCCAGCCUCAUUCAGGAAGACAGCGGCCUAAUCAUUGCUGUUCAGGAGUCGGCACUAGCCAGAGAGGCUCAAUUUGUCAGUGAAGCAGCUGCAUCCAGCAGCAACACUUGCGUAGUAGAGCAGAAGAUCAGCACUGCAGAUAAGUGCACCUCCACCGUGCCUUGUGUUGCCUCUUGUGAGAUCAUGGUGAGCACACCAUUCACCAAGCACUCCUCGUUGUUCACCCAAACUGAAGAGCUGCUCAAAGCCGACAAGGCUGUGCUUACCGAUUUGCACAUGUCUGAUCUGGAUGAUUUUCUUAAGGAAUUUAGCAAAUUUAUGGUGGACCAGGAAGUGGCACGGAAAAAAGAGGAGAGUCUGCAUCAUCCACAUCGAAACCAAUGCGACUGCGUCGUUCGUGCUCAGAAGGCAGAGCUAAGUGUGCUGGUCCUGCAGUACCACAUGUACCGACAGCACUGCAGCAAUUCUCAACUGUCAACUGAGUCUCCAGCCAAUAUUAUGGAUGUUCUCCAAAAAUUGGAAUCUGACUACACGAAGAUGAGAGAUAAGAUUCUGGCAGGGAUUCCUCUGGAUCACCUCAAGCCUUUGACUCUAGAUUGUGACCAGAGAAAUCCCAGGGUGGACUGGGGCAAAUCCAGAAGCACCAGCAUGCCCAUCUCCUGGGAGAACGGGGUCACCUUUAAAGCAAACACUCCCGAAGAAAACCAAUCAGGUGCAUGCAAAGAGCUGAACACGAGUGAGGUGUGGUAUGACGCUGAGGAAGACCUUUAUCCAGUCUCAGUGUUUGCUGAAGGGAAAGAAGAGUCAGAGGAAAUGUCAAAUGAAUUGUCCAAGGAAGAGGAAAUGGCUUCUGGACUUGGUGUUCCUAACAUAGCCAACAAUGUGAAUGAGAAAAGCUUGGGGGUUAGCAGCACACCCAAACCAAGGGCACCAUUUGUGUCCCAGCAGUAUGGCACCAUGGCCGCGUACGACACCCUGAUGGCUGAGCUGAAGCGCUUCCACCCGGGCGUGGCAAAGCGCAACAUUCUGAGCGCUUUACAGGAGCUGUGGGACAUUUACCAAGCUGACCUCUGCCCUCUGCCCCUCAGCACUAUCAGGCAAAUAGCAUCCAACCUCAUUAACAAGCCAGCGAAUGUGAUGCCUCCUCAAUAAAACUUUUGGUUGACAAAAAAAAAAAAAGACAUUUAUGUUUGACCGUUGAAAGUCAUUAUCCAUCCACAAGGUUUUGAAUUCACCAGUUGUUUAUAAAUUUGGUUCAAUUUUGGCGCUGAUGCCACUGGGUUGCGUUACAUUUGUGUUAUGACUGUUUAUGCUUUCAGGAGUUUCCUCUGCCAGUAUGCUGUUACGUUCCCAUAUAGCUGUGUUAAAAGAGUUUGUAUGCUGCUCCAUUUGUUUUUUCUUGCCAUUAAAAUCAAAAUGGAUUGA
Hippocampus comes (tiger tail seahorse) is the source of this 2572-nucleotide messenger RNA. It is a transcript of the gene rbm44, whose product is annotated as RNA binding motif protein 44. The transcript has 14 exons. NCBI's taxonomy places the organism in Eukaryota, Metazoa, Chordata, Actinopteri, Syngnathiformes, Syngnathidae. The record is from RefSeq and is a predicted model, not a curated record. The coding region runs from base 206 to 2299 and encodes 697 amino acids.